Engraulis encrasicolus (European anchovy) is the source of this 7595-nucleotide messenger RNA. It is a transcript of the gene robo1, whose product is annotated as roundabout, axon guidance receptor, homolog 1 (Drosophila). Gene Ontology annotation, biological process: cell-cell adhesion. The coding region runs from base 967 to 6258 and encodes 1763 amino acids. NCBI's taxonomy places the organism in Eukaryota, Metazoa, Chordata, Actinopteri, Clupeiformes, Engraulidae. The record is from RefSeq and is a predicted model, not a curated record. Gene Ontology annotation, molecular function: protein binding. The transcript is spliced from 31 exons.
GAUAGAGGGGAGAGGAAGAGAAAGAGAAGAAGAGAGAGGAGGAGAGGAGACAGAGCAUACAGAGGAAAGAGCAAGUGGACUGAGACUACCCCCAAACUCCAAAGCGAGUAGAAAGGAAGAUGAAAAGAGAGUGAGAGAGAAGAAGAGAGGAGCGCAAAGCAUGAGUGGAUUGUGAUAUCCCCUUCAAAAAAGAAGGAGCAAAGAGAUACAGCGGAUGAGAGGAACAGUGCCGGGCGAAGAAGGAGUGAAUGCAGGAAGGGAGGAGGAAGUGAACGAGUGAAAAUACAGCAAGUAUUGCAAGAAGAGGUGUUGCAAGGGGAGCCUUGGAGAAAACAGAUCAAUAUUGGAGGAGCCCCUGGUUGUGGAGGCUACCUGCCUGUCUGUCAUCCCUGCCUGCCUGUCUGUCUGUCAUCCCUGCCUGCCUGCCUGUCUGCCUGUCUGCCUGCCUACUGGAGUUAUGACCUACACUGGGAUAAUCAACCACUGACAAGACCCCAGCCACACUGCCAGAGGGAGGGAGAGAAGAGAGAAGAGAGGAGAGGAGAGGAGGGGGGAUUCUCAGAACUGUCUGUUUCAGAGUGUUCAAGAGAGAGAGAGAGAGAGAGAAGGAGUUGGGGGAGUGUGUGUGUGUGAGAGUGUGUGUAUGUUUGUAUGUGUGUGUGAAAUGUGAGUGUAUGUGUGUGAAAACCUCUGCCUCCCUGGUCAGUUGCAGCUGUGUGUGAGAUGUGCGAUGUGAGGAGGGAGUGUGUGGGUGCGAGCGAGUGUGUGCGAGUGUGUUUGUGAGUGUGUGUGUGUGUGUGUGUGUGUGUGUGUGUGUAUGAGGGGGCGUUUCAGCUGUAGUUUGUAGAUCGGGGUGAGCUCCCGAUACGCCUCAGCUGGGCUCCGCUUGGCUCUCCUCUCUAGUUCCCUCGCUCCAUCUCUCUCUCUCCGUCAUAACUCUCUCUAUCCCUCCGUCGGACACUCACUAUGGCUCCGGAGGGGUCAUCAGUGCUGCUGCCCGUCGUCGCUAUGGCACUGUUACUAUGGACGCAGGGGGUUGAAAGCGCGGCAAUGGGCGACGGGACAGGCAGGCACAGAGGAGGUGGAGGAGGAGGAGGAGGAGGAGGAGGAUGGAGGUGGAAAGGUGACAAGAGCCGAUCAAGACUUCGCCAGGAGGACUUCCCUCCCCGGAUAGUGGAGCACCCCUCCGACCUGAUCGUGUCCAAGGGCGAGCCGGCCACCCUCAACUGCAAGGCGGAGGGCCGGCCCACCCCCACGGUGGAGUGGUACAAAGAUGGAGAACGCGUGGAGACGGACCGUGACAACCCGCGCUCGCAACGAGUGCUGCUGCCCAGCGGAUCGCUCUUCUUCCUGAGAAUCGUCCACGGCCGCCGCAGCAAGCCCGACGAGGGAUCCUACGUCUGCGUGGCAAGAAACUACCUUGGCGAAGCCGUCAGUCAUAAUGCAUCGCUGGAAGUAGCAAUUUUGAGGGAUGACUUCAGGCAGAACCCCACGGACGUGAUGGUGGCGGCAGGGGAGCCGGCGGUGUUGGAGUGCCAGCCCCCCAGAGGCCACCCGGAGCCCACCAUCUCCUGGAAGAAGGACAGCGUCAACAUCGACGACAGGGACGAGAGAAUCACGAUCCGAGGAGGGAAGCUGAUGAUCACCAAUGCGCGGAAGAGCGAUGCGGGGAAGUACGUGUGUGUGGGUACCAACAUGGUGGGCGAGAGGGACAGCGAGGUCGCUGAGCUAACCGUCCUAGAGCGUCCCAGUUUUCUCCAGAAGCCCAGCAGUACGUCGGUGCUGGUGGACCAGAGUGUGGAGUUCAGGUGUGAGGCCAAGGGAGACCCCGUGCCCACGCUACGCUGGAGGAAAGACGACGCUGAACUGCCCGCUGGAAGGUAUGAGAUCAACGAGUACCACACGCUGAAGAUCCGGCGUUUGACGUCGGGCGAUGCGGGAACCUACACCUGCGUGGCCGAGAACAUGGUGGGCAAAGCAGAGGCCGAGGCCACACUCACCGUCCACGUAAAAAGCAUGCCCCCGGUGUUUGUGCAUCGUCCGCGUAACCAGGUGGUUGCGUUGGGCCGCACGGUCACAUUCCAGUGCGAGGCCACCGGCAGCCCCCAGCCCGCCAUCUUCUGGCAGAGAGAAGGCAGCCAGAACCUGCUCCUGUCCUCCCAGCCCCAGCAGCCCAGUAGCCGCAUCUCCGUGUCCCAGUCGGGUGACCUGACCAUCACCAGCGUGGAGCGCUCCGACGUGGGCCAGUACAUCUGCCAGGCCCUCAACAUCGCCGGCUCGGUCAUCACCAAGGCCCUACUGGAGGUCACCGAUGUCAUAUCAGACAGACCCCCUCCGGUGGUCAAGCAGGGGCCGACCAACCAGACGGUGGCCGUGGACGGCACAGUAACUCUGGGCUGCCAGGCGUCUGGUAACCCCCCUCCCAAGAUCCUGUGGCGUAAGGAUGGGCUGCUGGUCACCACUCAUGACUCCAGGGUCAAGCAGCUGGACUCUGGAGCACUGGAGAUACGCUAUGCUAAGCUGGGUGACACUGGCAUGUACACAUGCACGGCCUCCAGUGCGAGUGGGGAGGCUUCCUGGAAAGCAUACCUGGAGGUGCAAGAGUUUGGUGUGCCAGUGCAGCCGGUGAGGCCUACAGACCCCAACCUGAUCCCCAGCGCCCCGUCUAAGCCGGACGUCACCGACGUGUCCCGCUCCUCUGUCACCCUCAGCUGGAAGCCCAACCUCAACGCCGGGGCCACCCCCACAUCCUACAUCAUAGAGGCCUUCAGCCAUGCCUCUGGCAGUAGUUGGCAGACCCUGGCCGACCAUGUCAAGACAGAGUCCUUCGUCCUCAAGGGCCUCAAGUCCAGUGCGGUCUACCUCUUUCUGGUGAGGGCCGCCAACGCCUACGGCCUCAGUGACCCCAGCCCCAUCACAGACGCUGUCAAAACCCAAGACAUCCCUCCAACCAGCCAGGGAGUGGACCACCGUCAGAUCCAGAGGGAGCUGGGUGCCGUGACCAUCCACCUGCACAACCCCACCAUCCUCUCCUCCUCCUCCGUCAGGGUGCAGUGGACGGUGGAGCAGCAGUCCCAGUACAUCCAGGGCUACAAGGUGAUGUACAGACACCAGCUGGCAGAGGGGCAGCCCAAGGGGGACUGGGCCGUGUUCGAGGUGCAGGCCACUGGGCAGGACAUCGCUGUGGUGCCCGGCCUGAGGAACGGAGCCACCUACGAAUUCAAAGUGCGCCCCUACUUCAACGAGUUCCAGGGGACGGAUAGUGACACCAAGCUGGCCAAGACCUUGGAAGAAGCCCCAGGCGCGGCCCCUCGGGAUGUCACCGUGAACGCCAGCGGUGACAAUGGCACUGCCAUCCUGGUCUCCUGGCAACCGCCUCCCGAGGAGGAGCAUAACGGCCUGGUCCUGGAGUACAAGGUCUGGUGCCUGGGCAAUGAGAGCAAGUACCACAUCAACCGCACGGUGGAUGGCGCCACGCUGUCGCUGCUGAUUCCAGGUCUGGCCCCUGGGGUGCGCUACAGCGUGGAGGUGGCCGCCAGCAACAGCGCUGGGCCGGGGGUCAAGAGCGACAUCACCUACUUCCAGCUCGAUGAGGGUGGUCUGGUGCGGCCGAGCGAGGACCCGGAGAACACCCUGUCUCAGCAGAUCUCCGACGUGGUGAAGCAGCCGGCCUUCAUCGCGGGCAUCGGGGCCGCCUGCUGGAUCAUCCUGAUGGUGUUCAGCAUCUGGCUCUACCGCCACCGCAAGAAGAGGAGCGGCCUCAGCAGCAGCUACGCCGGCAUACGCAAGGUUCCCUCCUUCACAUUCACUCCCACAGUUUCCUACCAGAGAGGGGGAGAGGCUGUCAGCAGUGCCGGAAGGCCGGGGCUGUUGAACAUGAGCAGCGACUCUGCCGCGACUCAGCCGUGGCUGGCCGACACCUGGCCCAACAGCUGCUCCAACCACAACGACUGCAGCAUCAACUGCUGCACCGCCGGCAACGGCAACAGCGACAGCAACCUGGCCACCUACAGCCGCCCCGCCGACUGUAUCGCCAACUACAACAACCAGAUGGAGAACAAGCAGACCAACCUGAUGCCGCCCGAGCCGGGCAUGUACGGCGAGGUGGACCUCUCCAAUAAGAUCAACGAGAUGAAGACCUUCAACAGCCCCAACCUGAAGGACGGCCGCUUCGGGCCCGGAGGAGCGCCCACGCCCUACGCCACCACCCAGCUCAUCCAGUCCAACAUCCUAGGGAACAACCUUGGUGGUGGUGGUGGAAGUGGAGGAGGCAGUGGUGGAGGCAACAGUGGGGGAAGCGGAGGGGGCAUGGGGGGUCUGAUGGGGGACAUGAAUGAGAAGCACUGCUGGAAGCCCUCUCCGGGCAGUCAAAAGCAGCUGCAGCAUCCGGAUGUCAGCUCCACCACGCAGAUGCAGUACAACGUCAUGGAGCAGAACAAACUGAACAAGGACCACUACCGAGGUGGGGAGAGUCCCAUGCCGGCCACCAUCCCCUACAACCAGGGCCCCGAGCCCAGCACCGGCUCCUACAACAGCUCCGACCGCGGCACCAGCAGCACCUCAGGGAGCCAAGGACAGAAGAAGGGAACGCGGACGCCCAAGCUGCCCAAACAGAACACAAUGAACUGGGCCGACCUUCUCCCGCCUCCGCCUGCCAACCCCCCUCCCUGCGACAAGUACUCACAUCUCACUAUGGACGACAGUUAUGAUCAGGACAUGCAGUGCCCGCUGCCCCCGUCCCGCAUGUACCUGCAGCCGGACGAGCUGGAGGAGGAGGAGGACAUGGAGAGGGGCCCCACGCCCCCCGUCAGGGGCGCCGCCUCGUCCCCCGCCGCCGUCUCCUACAGCCACCAGUCCACGGCCACGCUCACGCCCUCACCCCAGGAGGAGAUGCAGCCCAUGCUGCAGGACGCCGGGGACGGGAUGGGGCCGCACGACCGCAGACGUCACGUGGUGAGCCCCCCUCCCCCUCCGCGACCCCUCUCCCCCCCUCACACGUACGGCUACAUCUCCAGCCCCCUGGCCCUGGACACGGACGGCAUGGAAGAGGAAGAGGAGGAGCUGGAGGAAGAGGAGGACGAGGCCGAGGAGGAGGCAGACGAGACGGACGCAGAGGUGGCCAAAGUGCACCGCCACCACCGGCGCCAGCGUCCCCAGCCCCACACCAACCCCCACCAGCAUCCGUCCACCAACCCCCACCAACACCACCCACAACACCCCCACCAGCAGCAGCUCCACGGCCAGGCCCACACCACCCCGCACCCGCACCAGCACCACCCCCACCAGCUGGCCCAGCGCCGGCUGCUGCUGCCCCCGCGCGGCCUGGAGCAGCAGACCCCGGCCUCCAGCAUGGGCGACCUGGAGAGCUCGGCCACCGGCUCCAUGAUCAACGGCUGGGGUUCGGCCUCCGAGGAGGACAACGCCUCGUCGGGCCGCUCCAGCGCCGUCAGCUCCUCCGACGGCUCCUUCUUCACGGACGCCGACUUCGCCCAGGCCGUGGCGGCCGCCGCCGAGUACGCGGGGCUGAAGGUGGCCAAGUACCCGCACCCCCACCAUCACCAGCCACACCACCUGGAGCAGCACACCACACCCGGAGCACGAAAAUACCAAAUGACCCCAUCAGGCCACCGUCCGAGCAGCCCUGUGUCCACCGACAGCAACAUGAGUGCGGCGCUGAUGCAGAAGAGGCCCCCCAAGAAACACAAGCAGCAGCACCUUGCCAACCACCCUGCACACCGCCGGGAACCCUACACAGACGACCUGCCACCCCCACCUAUACCCCCGCCGGCUGCCCUCAAGUCCCCCACGCAUCCCUCCAAAGCUGGGCUGGAUGGCCGGGGCGGGCUGCCCCCUAAGGGGAGCUCCAGUGCAGAGAAGAGAGCUGGAGGUGGAGGAGGAAGUGGAGGUAGCGGAGGAGGCUAUCGCUCCAGGGACGGGUCCGAUACGCGCACCAGCUCAGCGGAGCGCCACGAGGGCCAGAAGGGGCAGAGGGGAGGGGGCAAGGCUGGCAGCAAGGGCCAGCAGCAUCAGGGUUCAGAGGACAUCCCGCCCUAUAACCGACCCCAGUUCCCAGCAGUCCACAGUCCACGGGAGCGAGACCCGGGCUCCUCCAGCUCGCUGUCCUCCAGAGGCUCUGGGGGCCGGCGGAAAGGAGACGGGGAGCAAGGAGGGGGGCGCCGGCCUGCCAAUCUGGGCCAUAACACCAUGGGAGCCUUCCAGCCUGGAGAGGAGCUAGAAUUAGAGAUGGUAGAGAGCUGAAGACGGGCCGACCAAGAGAGUCUCCCAUCGUGUCCUUCACAGGAAGUCACCAGAGAAGCCCUUCCUGUCUUCAUCUCUCCGUCGGAUUGUUUUUAAAAUAAAGAAGUCUCACUCCGCCGUGUUCACUGACAAACACACACACUAUAACUCGCCUUGUUGCCAUCAGGAAUACUGACCAGUUGUCCAUCUUUUGUUGAAAAAAAAAAAACAAAUAUCAUGUUCUAAGUCCAGUUGAGAAGAAAGAUGAUAUGGGGAAAUACAAAUAUAAAGAGAGAAAAAGGCAAACAACUGUGCUUUAGGAGGGAAAGGAGCUGUAGUACUUUAUGUUUUGAUUUUGAUGCAAUAUGGAGUGAUGUUUUUACUCCUGUGAUUGUUUCGACUUUACAGGCCCUGGCCAAGACCAUAGAAGGACCUUACAGUCAGGUGUUUCUGUAAUAAUAUAUUAGCUACAGGCAGAGACGGGAGUGGACUGUAUUGUAAAUACAAGUGUACACAUGUUUCUUAUUCUUUAAAAAAAAUAAUCCAUUGUGGUACUUCCAUUUUUUUUGUCCUCGUUUUUAUUUUUUGAAUAAUUUCUAAUGUUAUUAUGCCAGUAAAUAUAAUUAUUUUACCUUUCCCAUGCCCAUUGUAAAUUGUUAUAUCGUGUAACUGCCCUCGAAAAAGUGCCACAUUGGGAUCGCUCCUCUUCUUAUUUUUUUGUAAUGCACUGUUAUGGUUUUUUUUUUUCGUUGAUGUUGUUCAGUGUUGUUCGUCCUUAUUUGUUUUACUUUGGUUUUAAAAGCACAAUCACUAAACUUUAUUUUAAACCAUUUUAUCUAUUAACCUUUUUGUCUUACAUGAGGAAUACAGGUACGACAAAAGAGCCUUGUUUAUCCUGAUGAUGUAGGUAAAGACAAUAAGCUGUUUACCUGGGGGUGGAGGAGGAGGAGGAGGAGGAGGGAAGGGAGGAGGAAAAGGAAGAGGGAAACCCACUCCCUGCUGGCUACUCUGUCUCUGUCUCCCAUCAGUGACACAUUUCUUUUUAUUUUUAUUUUUUUUUUUUAAUUUCUGAAGAACCUUGUCUUUUUAUUUUUUUGUUUUCAUUUCUGCCUUACUUUCCAACGGCAAGUUACAAAAAGUCUAUCGCUCAAGUGACCUUGAGAUUGCAGCUUCGUUUUUUUCCCUUCCUUGGAAUGUUGUAUUCAUUCUUUCAUUCAUUCUCUUGUUUUUUUUCCCUUCGUCUUCUUCUUUCAUUUGACAAAUGCACUUAAAAGGAUGCUAAGGACAGGGAUGCAGCCAUCACCAUGGUGAUGAGGAGGAGCGGAUGGGAUUGGCCAGCAGAGAGUCUGUUUCCUGAG